AGCCCAAAGUCUUAGAAGCCCAAUUUGUAAGCUGCCUUAAAUCUUUGAGAAACCCUCUCCUCUUUCUAUAGCCAACUCUUCACAAGCAAGCGGCCGUAGAAGUGAAUCUCAAAAACCCAAAUCAAACAUGACGACACCUCAGAUUAGUAAAAAGCGAAAGUUUGUAGCGGAUGGAGUGUUCUUUGCUGAGUUGAAUGAAGUGUUGAUGAGAGAGCUGGCGGAAGAUGGUUACUCAGGUGUUGAAGUUAGGGUUACACCCAUGCGAACUGAAAUCAUCAUUAGAGCCACUCGUACUCAGAACGUUCUCGGUGAGAAAGGUAGGAGGAUCAGGGAGCUGACUUCAGUUGUUCAGAAGCGUUUUAAUUUCAACGAGAACAGCGUUGAGCUCUAUGCAGAGAAAGUCAACAAUAGGGGUCUCUGUGCCAUUGCUCAGGCAGAGUCACUGCGAUACAAGUUACUUGGAGGGCUUGCUGUCCGAAGGGCUUGCUAUGGUGUUCUGAGAUUUGUAAUGGAGAGUGGAGCAAAGGGAUGCGAGGUGAUUGUUAGUGGAAAGCUCCGUGCUCAGCGUGCCAAGUCCAUGAAGUUUAAGGAUGGUUACAUGAUUUCUUCUGGUCAACCUGUUAAAGAAUACAUUGAUUCAGCUGUUAGGCAUGUGCUACUUAGGCAGGGUGUGCUCGGUAUCAAAGUCAAGAUCAUGCUUGACUGGGAUCCUAAGGGCAAACAAGGGCCUAUGACUCCAUUGCCAGAUUUGGUGACUAUUCAUCCACCCAAGGAGGAAGAAGAGUAUGCUAUUCCUUCUCCUAUGAUAGCUGCUCCCACAAUGGACGUUUCUCCUACACUAGCCGUGGCAUAAAAAGCCGUGUUAUGAUGUUAUAUCGUCGGUCUUGAGAACUUCUGCACUAGCUGGGCUUGUACUUCUAUUUAUUUUCCUUUUUCACUGCUGAAUACUAGAUUGCAUAGUGAACCAUUUUGCUCUGUAGUUUCUGGUAUGUAAGAUACUAGUUUAAAACUACAGUUGUUUUUAAUGUUUCA
Molecule: messenger RNA, 1032 nt
Organism: Lycium barbarum (goji berry)
Lineage: Eukaryota; Viridiplantae; Streptophyta; Magnoliopsida; Solanales; Solanaceae
Product: small ribosomal subunit protein uS3x-like
Exons: 6
Coding region: 128-853 (241 amino acids)
Biological process (GO): translation
Cellular component (GO): nucleus; cytosolic small ribosomal subunit
Molecular function (GO): RNA binding; structural constituent of ribosome
Source: RefSeq, a predicted model, not a curated record